AUGACCGGUCACGUGCUGGAGGCAGCUCAGUCCAAAAGAAAAUGGGGUUUGGUGUAAAUCUGGGGGUGUAAUGUUAUCAUAUAUCACGCUACCUCGUAAAACCGACACUGAAGCCUGCCGGACAACAAAUCACAGGUCAAAAUUAUGAGUUCUUCGUAUUAUGUGAAUGCGCUUUUUAGCAAAUAUACGGCGGGGGCUUCUCUUUUCCAAAAUGCAGAGCCUACUUCUUGCUCCUUUGCAAGCAACUCCCAGAGAAGCGGCUAUGGACCAGGCGCGGGUGCCUUCGCCUCCUCCAUGCCCGGCUUGUACAAUGUGAACAGUACCAUAUAUCAAAGCCCGUUCUCUUCCGGAUACAGCCUGGGCUCUGAUGCCUACAACCUGCAUUGUUCCUCUUUUGAUCAGAACAUUCCCGUCCUCUGCAAUGACCUAACCAAACCCAGCUGUGAGAAAGCGGAGGAAAGCAACCUGCACAACCAGGCUGAGGCUAAUUUCCGGAUAUACCCCUGGAUGAGGUCUUCAGGUCCAGAUAGGAAGCGAGGACGCCAGACCUACACUCGCUACCAGACCCUGGAGCUGGAGAAGGAAUUCCACUUCAAUCGCUAUCUGACUCGCCGGCGGAGGAUAGAGAUUGCCCAUGCCCUGUGCCUCACCGAGAGGCAGAUCAAAAUCUGGUUCCAGAACCGCAGGAUGAAGUGGAAGAAGGAGCACAAAGAGGAGAGCUCCAGUACCCCGGCUCCCAAUGAGCCCACGUCAGCAGCAGCCUCUGUGGAGAAAGUGGAGGAAGACGAGGAAGAGGAGGACUAAAGUGUCCCAUUGAGGAAUCAGCCCCUUAGUAUAAUGUAUGCACGUGACAGUUAUAAAAUCUCCUUUUAAAGGAGAGAAAAAAAAAAGAGGGUGAAAAAAAGGAUAAAAGAGAGACUCACUGUUUUUAUUAAAAAAAAAAAUCAGUUCCCUUUAAUAAUAU
Tinamus guttatus (white-throated tinamou) is the source of this 964-nucleotide messenger RNA. It is a transcript of the gene HOXA7, whose product is annotated as homeobox A7. The record is from RefSeq and is a predicted model, not a curated record. Gene Ontology annotation, cellular component: nucleus. NCBI's taxonomy places the organism in Eukaryota, Metazoa, Chordata, Aves, Tinamiformes, Tinamidae. Gene Ontology annotation, biological process: anterior/posterior pattern specification; regulation of transcription by RNA polymerase II. Gene Ontology annotation, molecular function: RNA polymerase II cis-regulatory region sequence-specific DNA binding; DNA-binding transcription factor activity, RNA polymerase II-specific.